Messenger RNA from Cokeromyces recurvatus, 525 nucleotides. RefSeq lists its product as uncharacterized. Bases 1 to 525 code for a protein of 174 amino acids. The record is from RefSeq and is a predicted model, not a curated record. Lineage: Eukaryota; Fungi; Mucoromycota; Mucoromycetes; Mucorales; Mucoraceae. The transcript has 2 exons. Gene Ontology annotation, molecular function: protein binding.
AUGGAUGUCGGAGUUAUUUGCAGAAUAAUAAAAGGACGGAAGAACAGAAAGAAUUCAAAAGUGACACAGAACAAAUCAUUACUACCAACGUUUGACACGGUUUCUAUUCUUAAUACUGAACGCCAUGUAAGGAAAGCCAAGACUGAUGCAGCCGCAGCUUAUGAUAGUGUUGAUAUCACUGUAAGUGAUGAAGAAGCUCUUGAACCUGAAUGGGUUCCUAAUAUGAAUGUGUUUAAUCAUUCAUUACCUACUGUAGUAUGGAAAGGUACACCAUUGCUAAUUAAACAUUUACCUUAUUAUGAACUAUUACAUCCUGGUGAAGUCUAUAUCGCAUCUACUUUACGCAUCACACCAGAACAAUAUUUAAAAUGUAGAAGGUCACUUAUCUUGGCAGCUAAAGAAUUUAAUAAAAGGCAUCUUCAAUUUAGAAAGUCAGAUGCGCAAAAAUGUGCACGAAUUGAUGUUAAUAAGAUUAGUAUGCUUUGGAGCGUGUUUAAUAAAUUAGGUUGGUUCAACCCUCAUUAA